Zychaea mexicana is the source of this 1368-nucleotide messenger RNA. RefSeq lists its product as uncharacterized. NCBI's taxonomy places the organism in Eukaryota, Fungi, Mucoromycota, Mucoromycetes, Mucorales, Lichtheimiaceae. The coding region runs from base 1 to 1368 and encodes 455 amino acids. The transcript is spliced from 5 exons. The record is from RefSeq and is a predicted model, not a curated record.
AUGCUUGAUAAUGACGAUGCGAUCUGCAUGGAAACGAUCCAAGCCAAGCUUGAUGAAUAUUCCAGCAUUGCCGAAUUCAAGCAUGAUCUACAGCUGGCUUUCCACACAGUACUGCCCAAAUUGGCGAAUCAUUCACCACAACGUCGGGAGGCUCUUGACAAACUGCAUGAAUUUGCCAUGGCGACCUUACGGUUUGAAAGCCAACGAUUGUUGAAACGGAAAUCUCAUGAACGUGAAGGCCAAGAUCAAAUGGUGAUGGAUACGUUUGAUGAUCAACAGCAACAGGUGGCGCUUUUCCGUCCGACCAUGGAUGGAUUUGUGUUUACGGAUGCUGUGCCAAGUGCUUUUUUAGAUAGAAAAGAAAGGCUUCCCGGCGGUGUUCAAGAAAUGGCUAUAUACCCGACUCCUUCCACAGCAGAAGUACCGUCAUUACGAAACACUGUGCCUCCACCACCACGAUUUCCGUCAAGAAUACAUCGACAUGAAGAUAAACAUACAGUACCUAUUCAAUGGUUAGAUUAUGGUGUAUUCUCCAGUUUUGCUCCUACACGCGAUUCAAACCAUGCCAACAUUUCAUACGAACACACAUAUAUGGGACGAGUAGCAAAACGAUUCAAAAGAUGGGAAAAGAAGCAACGCAACCUGCAAACAUUGGGUAAACCUACGAGUCCACCUAAAUCGGUGGCUAUGAAGAACGGUGUUUCCAAAGACGAUAGCAAUACGACGACUACCGAAAACAAUGACAACAAGGAUGAAAUUGAUACACAAUGGUUAAAGGAACAAGGGCUGGAUGUGGAUGCGAUUUUGGACGCAGCACAGAGCGGAUCGGUCAAUGUGGAUGACCUUAUUGGCAAUGACGAAAAGGAUAUUGAAGGAGUUUUGGAACGAAAUAGCGAACUUCUAAGCUACUUGUCACAAUAUCAAGAAUACCGAUUUGGUCUUGGUGAUGCUCGAUGGGGCAGUAUUGAUGAGACUGAACGGAAUAUUGCUAAAGCAUUGGAAAAGCGGAUGCAUAAAUUGGCUUCCAAGGUUGCACCCAAGGAUUUGACUGAAUCGGAAGCAGUGGAAGCAGCCAUGGAUCGUUUACCGUUGCGCGAACCAGCCUAUCGAGGAUCAUUGCCACCAAACAAGCCAUUUGCGUAUCCUACAAAUGAACAAGUGGAGCCCAUCCCGCCACUUGCGAACUUGCUACCUGGUUACCCAAAGGAACGAUGGAAGCUAGUAGAUGUUGCGCCUGUUCCCAACAAAGAAAAGCAACACUAUCAUCCACAGCAACAGCAACAAAAACGACCACCGCAUCCUCAUCCUUCAGCAUCCUCCUCGUCUUCCUCAUCUUCACCUUCCCCUUACCGUCCUUCCCCAUCCUAA